AAUUAAUGCAGGUUAUGUGUAACUACAAAUUUAGCAAUAAGGAUAAUGUAUUUUAAAUGUUUACAUUUACAAUGAGCGACAUGAAAUCUGGUAACAAUUUUAAGAGUUAUCUAGAUAUAGAUGAAGAUGAAUUUGUGGAUUUGGAGCUAGGUGUUAAUGAACUGUCUGUUUUGAAACCACGACUAUUACCAGGUGAACUCACAGUUGCCGAAGCCAACAGUGUGUUAAUGUUUGCACCUCUUACUGAUGGAAAUCAAGGAAAGACCGGUUUAUUAGUUGUAACAAAUUUUAAAGUCACAUUUAUUACUAGCGAUACAAAAGAUAGUGGUUGUGACAACACGUAUCAACAAAAUGCUUUGCUUGGUGAAAAUGAUAUAUGUCUGUCUAAUAUUGACGCGAUUUACACACUUGGUGAUAAGAAAAAAAAACUUGUUCCCGGACAAAGUAUACAUUCUAAAGUGAAAGGGCUUUUUAUUGUCUGCAAGAAUAUGAGGACGAUGUCUUUCAGUUUUAAAUUUACACCAAUUAAUGAAGCCAAAGGAAUUACUCUUUCAAUAUUGCAUCAUGCAUUCCCGACUGUUCAUACUAGAUUAUUUGCAUACGAUUAUAGCGAACCUUAUUAUCCACAAUACAAUUGUGCAAUGUUUUCAAAUGCUGCUGAUUGGCAUUACGAAUUGGUAAGAUUAGAGACACCGGGCUGGAGAUGUUCAUCAGUAAACAGUAGUUAUGAUAUAUCAUCAACUUUACCAUCAACAUUAAUUGUGCCUGCCAAUGUUUUGGAUUCACGAUUAAUUGAAGCAGCUAGGCAUUUCAGAUGCGGGGCAAUUCCAAUAUACGUUUGGGGCAACAGGCAAGGUUGUGCAUUAGUCCGCAUGUCUGAUAUUCACCCAACAAUGUCGGAUCGGACACAAGAAAAUGCUAUGUUGGAAAAUGUCAGGUCCGCUCAUCCCCAAAAGAAACAACCCGUUGUUUUAGAUUUAUGUAAAGAUCUUCCCAGUGCUAAGGAGCUUUAUAAUAGUUAUUCCAAGUUGAAAGAUUUGUGUACGCCUGAUUCAUUGAGACAAUUUGGUGUACAAGAUUCAAAACUGUUGUCUUUACUAGAUAGUUCUCGUUGGUUAUAUUAUGUGUCUACGUGUUUAGCAUUGGCUAGUCAGGCAGCUGAUUCUCUUUGUGCCGGUUCAACUGUAGUUUUACAAGAAGGUGAUGGACGAGAUAUAAUUUGCGUCAUAUCAAGUCUCACACAAAUUCUUGUGGACCCGCAUUUUAGGACAAUUAAUGGUUUUCAAUCAUUAAUUCAAAAAGACUGGGUUGCUCUAGGACAUCCAUUUUGUGAUCGGUUAGGUCAUGUGAUUGUUCAAGAUACUGUAACAGCUCCCUAUUUAUUAUUAUUUUUGGACUGUGUUUGGCAAAUAACACAACAGUUGCCGACUGCCUUGGAGAUGUCUGAGACUUAUUUGACUACAUUGUGGGAUUCUGCACAUUUGACCAUAUUUGAUACGUUUAUCUUCAACAGUGAACAUGAGAGACGCUCUGUAGGAUUUCAUCAGCCUCCGUUAGUUUUAAGGUCAGUCUGGGAUUGGGGAGAGCAGUACAGUGAAAAAGACAUAGCUCUAUUCGCAAAUCCACUUUUCACACCAAAUCAUAUAGUACAAAGAAAUUCUGUGUUACCGCCAGUGAGACCACUAGAUGUACAAACUAUUAAUAUACAACAAAAGUCAACAAACGUCCACCGAAUAUCUAAACAUUUGGAUAUGAGAUUUGGAGGACUAUCUAUGCUAAGUCCGAUGAAAGUUUCUAAAGUACCUCCUCCAGUUCCACCGAAACCAGUUAAUAGGGAUAAAAAAAUUAUAAACCAGGCAAUGGCUCAGAUGUUAGAAAACAGAAUUAGGGUGAGCCAUACGAUAACAAAUUUAGAAAUAUGGUCUCAGUGUUAUUUUAGAUUUAUGCCAAUUUUGGAGAUAAAAAGUGGUGGAAAAGUACAAAUAGAUAUACAAAAUAGAAUACUGGUUGGGAAUAUUAACGAAAUGUAUAGCACUUUGGCUACUGGAGAGUCUUAUAAAACAGAAAAUGGACAUAAAACCACAGAUUAUUCUACUGUGAACUCGUUCUUUCCAUUCAGCAAAAGCGAUGAUUCUCGGUUGUCUGAUUUGAUCGCUUUGAGUACCAGUUUGAGAGAAGAUGUUAUGUGUGAUUCCCAGUCCUUACUGAAUGCACCAGACUAAUAUAUAACCCGAUGAUUCAAAGGUAUAUAAGUAUUAUUUCAGAAAAAUAUAUAUAAAUCUAGCGCAUAUAUAGCUGUUACUUUUCUCAAAAAUUCAUUACCUAUAUUUAGAUUAGUUGUACUAAUUCAAUUUAUGAAAUAUUUUACAAAGUAUGUUGAAUUAUUAAAUAGUGCCUGUAAGUAUUGGUGCAACACUAGUGCUAACAUAAGUUAAUAUAAAAGUUAAAACGAGAAUAAACAUUUUAAAGUUAAAAUUUAUUUUAAUAAAAAGUUA
Molecule: messenger RNA, 2495 nt
Organism: Ctenocephalides felis (cat flea)
Lineage: Eukaryota; Metazoa; Arthropoda; Insecta; Siphonaptera; Pulicidae
Product: myotubularin-related protein 10-like
Exons: 12
Coding region: 57-2222 (721 amino acids)
Source: RefSeq, a predicted model, not a curated record